AUGGGAAAUUGCGUAGGUUCAUCAGCAAGAGUAGAUGCCACUCUCAGCACCGCAUCUGGAGCAUCACGAUACCCGAGCAAAAACAGCAACUCAUCUGUACCAUCCAACUUAACUAUUCCCUCAUACAGCGGCAAAAGCAGUGCCGAAAGCCUGCCGACCCCAAGAUCGGAAGCCGAGAUUCUGUCCUCACCACAUGUCAAGGCCUUCACUUUCAACGAGUUACGAAGUGCGACCAAAAAUUUUAGGCCCGACAGUCUUCUUGGUGAAGGAGGAUUUGGGUAUGUUUUCAAAGGGUGGAUUGAUGAGCAUACACUCACAGCCUCAAGGCCUGGAUCUGGUCUGGUAAUUGCUGUCAAAAAGUUGAAGCCCGAGGGUUUUCAAGGCCACAAAGAGUGGUUGACAGAGGUUAAUUAUUUGGGGCAACUUCAUCACCCGAACCUUGUAAAACUUAUUGGCUAUUGUUCGGAGGGUGACAACCGGCUUCUGGUGUACGAGUUCUUGCCCAAAGGAAGCCUGGAGAAUCAUUUGUUCAGAAGAGGACCCCAACCUCUGACUUGGGCUACUCGAAUGAAGGUGGCCAUAGAUGCUGCUCGGGGCCUUUCUUUCUUGCAUGAGGCUGAAGAGCAAGUUAUAUACCGAGAUUUUAAAGCUUCGAAUAUUCUUCUUGAUGGGGAAUUCAAUGCAAAAUUGUCCGACUUUGGUUUGGCGAAAGCGGGUCCAACUGGCGACAGGACACAUGUAUCAACUCAAGUUAUGGGCACUUAUGGGUAUGCUGCCCCUGAAUAUGUUGCCACAGGUCGACUAACUGCAAAAAGCGACGUUUACAGCUUCGGGGUGGUCCUGCUGGAGCUGCUGUCCGGGAGGCGCGCGGUGGAUAAGAGCAAGGUCGGGAUUGAGCAGAACCUGGUGGACUGGGCCUUGCCGUACAUGGGGGACAAACGGAAGCUAUUUAGGAUAAUGGACAUAAAGCUCGAGGGCCAAUACCCUAAGAAUGCCGCCUUCACGGCUGCCACGGUGGCCCUACAAUGCCUCAGCCAUGAGCCGAAGAUGAGGCCUCGCAUGGCCGAGGUCCUGGCCACGCUCGAGGACCUCCAACAUGCCCCCAGAAACUCGAGCUCAAGAGCUCCGAGUGGAAGAACGCCUCUGGCGUCGCCUACGCCGGCUCAUCGGAGGUCAUCUGCCAGUGCCAGGCGGUGA
This is a messenger RNA of Striga hermonthica, 1197 nucleotides long. NCBI's taxonomy places the organism in Eukaryota, Viridiplantae, Streptophyta, Magnoliopsida, Lamiales, Orobanchaceae. The record is from the annotation of a GenBank genome assembly.